AUGGCUGAGAUUGUUCAUCGUUUAUCCGAACUUUCACAUUUACGUAUAUCAUGGUUUGGCUGUUCGGACGAUGAUUCAGCGAAUCGUCUCAAUCAUCGCCAUACUGUUUUAAUGCUACUAAUAUUUUCAGCUAUACUUACUUCACGUUUAUUUAUAUCUGAUCUAAUCAUUUGUUGGACGCCGGGUGAAUUUACAGGUAAUUUUGUUUCAUAUACUCGACACUAUUGUUAUGUCACAAAUACUUACUAUAUAUCAAUGAAUGAAACCAUUCCCACCAACAUUAAUCCUCAUAUACGUCGUCGACGCUCAAUUUAUUACUAUCAGUGGUUACCAAUAAUACUUGCACUUCAAUCAUUACUAUUUCUCAUACCACGUUUUGCCUGGAGUAGUUUUAGUCCUCGAUGUGGAAUUAAUAUUCAACAUUGUCUAUCACCAAAAUUUGACUAUCGAACAAAUCGUUAUAAAGUUCAUCAUAUAACAGCAAUGCUUAAUCUACUAGCACGUAAUAAACAGCACGAUUUUGAUCGUAUGACAGCGAAUGAUAAUAAAAGUUUUUCGAAUUCAAAUAAUUCAUCGUCGAAUAGAUCGUGGGCAUUUAACUUUUUAAAUAUGUUUUGUAUUCCAUUUAUUUUUUCUAAUACGAAUCCUUUUCAUGGUUAUUAUUUAGUGAAUUUAUUUCUCAUUGUUAAAAUACUUUUUCUUAUUAAUUCUUCACUGCAAUUAUUUUUACUAAACGCAUUACUAACAAAAAAUUCUGUUUUGUAUGGUCUUGAAGUACUACAAAAUUUUAUCCAAGGUGAAUAUAUCAUCGGUUCAAAAAUAUUUCCCUUAAGUGUUUAUUGUGAUUUUAAUAUUGUUAAAAUUGGCCAACCAACACUUUAUACAGUGCAAUGCCUGUUACCAAUGAAUGUGUUUAAUGAAAAAGUUUUUACUAUUGUUUGGUUUUGCAAUAGUUUUCAGCGUUUUAAUUAUUCGUAUGUAGCAAAUUAUUUAAGUUUAUAUUCAAAAAAGGAGCGUUUCAGACGACAACUACUGGUGAAACGUUUUAUAUUUGAUUAUUUAUCAGCUGAUUGCGUGUUAAUAUUACGAUUAAUCUCAGAGAAUAUAAGUGAUUUAUUAACAAGUGAAGUUGUCAAUGAACUUUGGAAUGAAUAUAAAAAACUUUCGAAUCUAUCGGCAAGAAAUCGUGAAAAAUAUCUCUCAAAUCAACAACUAAAACCUCGUGAAGCAACAACAACAGCUGGUCAAACUUAUUUGGACGUGACCGCAGCAACAGCACGAAGAGACAUGAAUUAUCGCUAUUCGUUCAGAUAG
Rotaria socialis is the source of this 1314-nucleotide messenger RNA. Lineage: Eukaryota; Metazoa; Rotifera; Eurotatoria; Philodinida; Philodinidae. The record is from the annotation of a GenBank genome assembly.